This is a messenger RNA of Verticillium alfalfae VaMs.102, 1194 nucleotides long. RefSeq names its product histidine decarboxylase. Gene Ontology annotation, biological process: carboxylic acid metabolic process. Gene Ontology annotation, molecular function: pyridoxal phosphate binding; carbon-carbon lyase activity. The transcript has 2 exons. The coding region runs from base 1 to 1194 and encodes 397 amino acids. Lineage: Eukaryota; Fungi; Ascomycota; Sordariomycetes; Glomerellales; Plectosphaerellaceae. The record is from RefSeq and is a predicted model, not a curated record.
AUGCCUUUCUCAUGUGGCAUCGACUUUUCCAAGCCAGCCGAUAAGGGCGAAUUCGAAGACGUCUUCGCGGAGACCAUCGGACAAUGGGAUAAGACGAUACGAAAAGCCGUGGGGUAUCCGCGCAACUGGAUCAGGCACCCCAAGAUCCAGGAGCUCAUGAAGACAGCGGCCGACUACGGCGUGCACAACGUCGGCAACUGGGCCGAGGGAGGGCGUUUCGCGCCCGAGGCCUUCUGCUACGAGUUCGAAGUCAUGCUGUUCUUCAUGGAGCUCUUCCACUGCGCCGGCGGCGAGGACAACUACUGGGGCUACAUCGACGCCAGCGGGCAGCAGCGGGGAACAUCUGGGCGGCGACGGAACGGCCUGCGCGCCCAGACGAUUGACGAGAACGAUGACGGCUCGAUCGACAUGGCGGCGCUCCGGGAGGCGUUUGAGAAGAACGACGACCACCCGAUAUGGAUGGGCAUCCUCUGCGGAGGGACGGUCAAGGAGGGGCGCGACAACAUCCGGCAGAUCCUCGAGCUCGCCCGGGACUCGGGGCGGCCGCGCAGCGACUUCUUCUUCCACGUCGACGGCGCGUUCAGCGCAGUGCCUCUCGCGCUGAUGAGCGAUGCCGACGACGUCGACAUUGUGCCGAGCUUUGAGCUUGACGUCGACGGUUUCGGCAUCGACACGCUCAACGUUUCGACGCACAAGUUCAUCGGCACGCUGGACACGGGGGGCAUGAUCCUGAUGCGCAGAGAGCACAGUGAGGCCGUCGCCGUCGAUGUCGAGUACAUCCAGUCGGUCCACAAGACGCAGAUCGGGUCGAGGAACGCGAGGGCCAUUCUCGAAUGCUGGAUGCUGAUCAAAUACGUCGGACGGGAUACGUUUACCGAAUGGGCCUUUGCAUGUGCCCAGAGGGCCCGAAAGCUGAAGAAGGAAAUGGCAACAGUCGGGGCCGAGGACAUUCUUCUGAAUCACAACGCGAUGACGGUGUACUGCAAAGAAUUUUCACCCCAGGUCUCAAAGGAGUUUUAUCUGGCCCCCCAGAAGGGCUACGUCCAUGCCAUCGUCACGCCGCACACGUUGCAUCCUUCGGAAUUGGGGACGAACAGAGAGGGGGAGCCUUUUGAGGGAUUCGACACGGCGAACCGAUUUGUGGAGGCUGUCGGCGAGGCGAUGGACCAUGAAGCGAGACGUGAAAGUGUAUAA